This is a messenger RNA of Sus scrofa (pig), 3327 nucleotides long. RefSeq names its product CIMAP1 family member D (gene CIMAP1D). Gene Ontology annotation, cellular component: cytoskeleton; cytoplasmic microtubule. The record is from RefSeq and is a predicted model, not a curated record. Lineage: Eukaryota; Metazoa; Chordata; Mammalia; Artiodactyla; Suidae.
GUCAGGGAAAUAAACUCUGUACCAGGGUGCAGUAAAUCCCUGUGGGCUUGUGCGAGGCAGGGGGGCUGUCCUGGUGGACCACCACUGCCUCACUGUUGUCCCUGGCAGUGACUUGUCCUCCUGCCCCCUGCACUGCAUCCCCGACUCCCAUCCGCUGCAUGUUUGCAGAACCUUCUAACAUGCUCUGUACUCAAUGAAUUUUGCUGCUUUCCUCUCUCCCCUCCCAAGAGUAUCUGCUGCUCUGUUCCUUUCUAUCCGUUCCUGUCAUGUUCCCACCAACCCAAACAGAAAACAGUACUAGAAGGUGCUCAAUAAAUCCUCUUUGGAUGAAGGAAGGAGGGGAGGAGAGAAUGCUUGUUGGCCCAGAGUGGCAGCUCCCGGGGUGGGGAACCUGGACCACACCUCAGUUUUCCCAGCUGUGGAAAUGGGACCACGCCACCCAUGACCUUUCCCGUCCUUCCUGCCACCAGACUGUGGGUGUCGUGUUUGCAGCUCUGGUGCGGGCUGUCCGGCUUGGCCAACUCCCAGGGGACUGGCCCUGCUGACACCGGAUUCUUUCCUGGACCGUCUAGCUGCCUGGCUGACACUUGAUCCUGGCCCCACUUCCAGGCCAGCGACCGCCGAUCACUCGGCUCAGGCCAGGGCCCCAAGAUCCCUGACGAGAGACAAGGUGCUUCUGUGCCGUUGGGAGGGUGUGGUGAGGCCAAGGUUCUGCCAACACCAGCAGGAGCCGUGAGGAUCUGGGACGGUGCCCAGCCCAUGGCCCAGAGCAGCUGCGGCUGAGGAGCAGGCACCAGGCUGCCAGCCCCUGUGCCCCGGAGCCCCACUGUUGCCCACCAUGGGGACCCUCAGCUGCGACCCUUCUCCACGACUGACCACAGUGCCCCUGGGUCGGCGGGCCACCGAGUGCCAGAUCCCAGAGACCGGCCUGAGGAGAGCCUGUGGCCUGGCCACCUCGGAGAGCGGCUCUGGGCCGGGCUUGUAUGUCCUGCCAUCCACCGUGGGCUACAUCAACCAUGACUGUACCAGGGUGGCUGGUCCUGCCUACUCACUCUUUCGGAGGCCCAGUGAGGCAUCUCCGCAGGAGACCAGCCCUGGACCCAUCUACUUCCUGGACCCCAAAGUCACCCGCUUUGGACGAAGCUGCACUCCUGCCUACUCUAUGCAGGGUCGGGGCAAGUCUCGGGGUCUGGAAGUGACGCCAGGCCCUGGGGCCUACAGCCCAGAGAAAGUGGCCCCUGUGCGCCAGCGGACCCCCCCAGCUUUCACCCUGGGCUCCCGCCUCCGCCCGCAGCCCCUGGACACCUCAGCCCCUGCCCCUAACACCUAUACCCUGCCUUCCCUCUGGGGCUCCCAGAUCUUCAUCAAGCCCAGCAGUCCCAGCUACACGGUGGCAGGCCGCACACCUGCCACCCGCCGCCUGCUGGACCCUGCUGAGAUGCCGGGCCCGGGCCAGUAUGAGAGCCCGGACCCCAACACCUACCGUCAGCGCCGGCCAGCCUUCACCAUGCUGGGGAGGCCCCGAGCCCCACGCCCGGCAGAAGAGACCCCCGGCCCUGGCACUCACAGUCCUGAGCAGGUCACUGUGACGAAGGCCCGGGCCCCUGCAUUCACCAUGGGCAUCCGCCACUCCAAACGGGCCACCACCAUGGCUGUGGACACCACACCCUGAUGCCUUUGGGGGCAAAAUGCCCCACCGGCUCCUGAGCUGGGCCUCAGUUUCCCGUGCCGCACAGUGGGGUGUGGGCAGGCCCUUCCUGGGCUGGCUCUGGUUGCAGGGGGCAGGGGGCAGUUCCCCCUUCCUCUCAACUAUCUGAGGCCCUUCCAGGCCACCUCCUUUCUCCAGUCCCGGGGGCUGUGACCCCGUGGCCCUGACAGGGUGAGCCUCCUUUCAGCGUCCCAGUUUCUUCUCUUUGGGUCACCCCAGGCCAGGCCAGGCCAGGCCGCUGGCUGGAGAUGCAGCUUCCCAUGUCCUAGAACUCAGUGUCUGCCUGUGAGGGCCUAGGUCUCUGGCAGAGCUCGGGUUUCUGCCAGACUUGGGCUCAUCCCUGCUGCUCAAGGAGGCACAGCUGGCUGCCCUGGUCCCAGCCCAGAAUUGGGUGUCCUGGUUCCAGCCCAGAAUGGGGCUGGAAGGCCAUCCCCACCCUGUAGCUGCCUGCCAAUAAAUCUCCGUGGCGCCAGGAGCAGCCGGCAUCACACACCCAUGGGCUGUUCACAUCACAGGAACAAAACCUGAACAUUGCCCUCAAGAUCCAGACCUCUGACUCUGCAGCCCCUGGGGAUCUGGAUGGGACCAGAGAGAGGAUCCAGGGCUGGAGGAGGACAGAGAUGGAGCCAGGGCUUUGAGUGGGGGGAGCCAGCCAGGUAGGCUUCUCUGAAGAGGAGAAAUUGAAGCUGGGCUCUGAAGGAUGUAUAGAAGUUUGGUGUAGUCUAAGGUUUGCCAUCGGUAGGUGCCUACUGUGUCCCAGAUAUUGAAAAGAUUAUCUAAGCAUCACAGCAACUCAGGAGUCAGGUUACCGAGGGGCUUUGGAGAGAUGGGGCGCUUGUCCAAAGGCACACUAAGCACUACUGUCCUGAUGCCUGGUUGUGAGUCCUGGCCUUUGGGCUCUGUCCCUUCUCUCUCAGGGAUAGGAAAGGAAGGGUAGCCCAGACCCAGAAGACCCUAACCCAGGAAGCUUGAGGUAGGUGGGACAGACCACACCAUGUCUCCAUGGAGGACGAGGCCCCACAAGGGGGUGGGUGCUUGAGCAGGCAGAACCCAGAGGGCUCCUGGGUGGGUUUCAGCUCUCCCCUGCUCUGUCCUUCUCCCCCAGCCUGGGGACCAGACUUGACCUCAUACCCUUCACCUAACUAGGUGGACACACCGGGACCCCUACACACAGCUGGACACACACUAGGACUUAUACAGCUGGACACACACCAGGAUCCCUACACAAACACCUGGACACACACCCAGGACCUCUAUACACACCUGGGUAUGCACCAGGACCUCUAGACACAGGACACACACCAGGACCCCUACACACACAGGAGGACACACCCUAGGACCUCUACACGUACCUGGACACACACCAGGACCCUUACACACACAGCAAGACACACAACAGGGCCUCUGCACACACAGCUGGACUCUCUCACAUUCACAUCCACGCACAGUAUAAAUACAAGCCAACCCUCACACAGUCCACAAUUUUGUAGCCCACAUCAGAGACAAGGAACACACAGGUGUCCAGGUGGGUGCCCCAGACUCCGACAAAGUCACCCCCACCGGCUGACCCAAGGCCGAGCCUUCUGCGGGCCACAAUUUCUCUCUCAGCGUCACUGACC